AUGUCAGCAGAUCAACAAACAGCUGUUUUCCUCCAUGACAAGAUAUUGGCAAAGGCUAUGACAUCGGAUUUACAUCAAGUGGAAGGAAACUGGUAUUUCAAAGAAGCCGCAUUGAUUGACAGAUCGAGGUACGAAGAAAGUGACACUCAUACCACCUGUCCAUGGAAAGGCGAAGCGAGUUAUUUCAAUUAUAAGGACGAUGAUGGGAAGAUCAUCAAGGAUAUUGCAUGGUUCUAUCCCAAACCCAAGGCUGGUACAGGUGCAGAAGAAAAGGUUGGAGGUAGAGUCGCUUUUUACGUUGGUAAGAUUGAUGGAUUGAGGGUCGGCGCUCCGUCCAUCUAG
This is a messenger RNA of Kwoniella botswanensis, 342 nucleotides long. RefSeq lists its product as uncharacterized. The record is from RefSeq and is a predicted model, not a curated record. The transcript is spliced from 4 exons. The coding region runs from base 1 to 342 and encodes 113 amino acids. NCBI's taxonomy places the organism in Eukaryota, Fungi, Basidiomycota, Tremellomycetes, Tremellales, Cryptococcaceae.